AGCAACCAAGCCUUUCCUUCCCUGCUGGGAUACUCUCAAAGGAACACCCAUUAGCCAUUUCUUCUGUGCUCAGAGUAAGAAAGUGGGAGAGGAGCAUGCUGCCAGCUUUGCUUUUCAGCACUCCAGAAGGACCAGAAAGCUACACAUGUCUGUCAUCUUAACAGGACCCAAGACAGAUGAAACAGGAGUUGUGGGUAUUCAUCAUAUACUGAAAUCAGGCCAUUACUGGGGCAAUGCCUUUCCAUGGUUAUAGGCUAUGAAUCAGAUCAUGGUCAGAUCUAAGGUGACAGUGGCUCUGCCUAUACUCUUCUGCUGGAUUUACACAGGUGUUACAAACCUCCACUGCUCUGGAGACGUGUGGAUAGAACCAGCUCCAGUUGUUCAGAUGGGUUGGAACAUUUCGAUAAAUUGCCAUUCUACCAUAAACUGUGAAAAGUCAAAAUUAUACAUGAGUCUAAAUUAUACUCACAUUCAGGACAAAUUAUUAAGAAUAAACAGAACCACUGUGCAGCUUCAGCUUCAGGAUUUUAGGAAACCAGAUUCUACUACUGUUGUAUGUUUUGCGAAGUGUCCCAACAGUAUUGAAAGCCUGCUGGUAUGCGGAACGCAAUUUUCUACAGGAUAUCCACCGGACAGCCCCAGGAAUUUAACCUGUGUUAUCUAUGAACAUUCAAGCCACAUGACUUGUACUUGGGACCCUGGGAAGUAUACAUACAUAACCACUAAUUACACUCUCUUGGUGUGGAAUAUACAGACAUGUGAGAAGAAGGCAUUUCCUUCGAAAGGAACUCUCACCAUUCCAUUGAACAAACUGCAAGGAGAAAAACAGUACUCCAUGAAGGUCCAAGCCAAAAAUGACCUGGGCACAGCAUAUUCACCUGAUCUAAUAGUUGACCUUGAGGAUCUAGUGAUACCUGCAACACCUGUUAUCACCUUUGUUGAAACUACAAACACUUCAGCUCCAAGAACUAUAAUCCACUGGAGGAAGCAAACACUGGUCAACAAUGUUUACUGUGAAGAGAGAUACAAAGCAACAACAAAUCUAACGUGGCAGAUUAGAGAAUGGGACAUGCAUGCAAAGACCAAGCCAUGCACAGAGUAUACACUGGAGCCAAAUACGGAGUAUGAAUUUCAAGUUAGAUGCCGAAUAAUUCGUGCCAGAAGCAACUGGAGUGCGUGGAGUGUGCCCUUUAUUUAUCUAACCCCAGAAGCAACCCCUGCUAAUGUACCUGUGGAUGUGUGGAGACUAGUGGGUCCAGUAUAUGCAAAUGGGAGCAGAGAAGUGACAGUCUUGAUAAAGCCUCUUGUUCCAAAAGAUGCCAGAGGACGAAUUCUGGGAUACACAGUGUACUACAAGCACCAGGGAGAAAGGUUUAACUUAUGUAACACAACAGAAACCAAAUGCAAAGUCCUGGUAUCUGCUGAGGUGCAUACUCUCCAUGUGACGGCAUACAAUUCAAAGGGGAGUUCAAAACCAGCCAAUAUCACUACUGAUUAUCAAGCCUUCCCAUCCCCUACCAACAUGCAGAUUAAAUAUGAGAAUCAAAGUGGGAUCACUGUUAAAUGGAAGCCUCCUGGACCCAGGGAGAGGUCAGUCCUGUGGUUCAUAGUGGAAUGGACUUCUGCAUUUCAACAAAACCAGCUACAGAAUUUCCACUGGAAGAAAGUCCAACACCAGGUCACAACUACAUAUAUACAGGACAUUGCAGCUGGAAGACACUAUAAUGUUUCAGUGUAUGCAGUGUAUCAGGAUGGGAUAAGCCAACCUUGUUCUGUCCAAAGCUAUCUGGACGAUUUAGGUAAGCACACUCUUGUGGUGAAGUCACUGUUUGCUGUGAUGGAAGUAACACUCAUUGUUCAGUUUUAUGGCAAAUAUUGUUUUCCCCCAAAUCUUUCAAUGAAUUUGCAGUUUACUAGAGUUACUAGAUAUUGCCAACUAUAUCUAAAACUCAUAUCCCAUGAAACACCUCAUUUUUCAGAUGGUGAAGUUGGAGUUCUUUGGGGACUAGGCAUCGGUACGAUCAUACUGUCAAUUGCCCUUUUAACCUUGAUGUCUAAAAAAUCUUUUAGAAAAAGAAUUAGCACAGUGGCUGUGUCACUGACACCAACAUGUCUGCUUGAAGAUUUCCCUCAUGUGGAAAACAGCAACAUGAUCAAAUCACUCCAGAAAAAAAGUGAAUUCAUGAAUGACAUCUCCACUGAGUUUUACCUGGUUGACGAUGACCCUGUAGUUACAGAAAUACAGGAGAGCUUGCUGCAUGAGGAGAACAAGACUGUGGAUACCCCAAAAGACAACAGAGAAGUGACUACUGAGAAUGCAGACAGUCCACAAAACUCUUCACCUGACAGAUUUACAGCCACUGAGCAUAGCUAUGGGUAUAAACCCCAGAUUUUCAAUGGAAAUACACUAGGAUAUAUAUGUAGCAAUACUUAUGAAACUCAGACCCAAACACUGGAUCCACACACUUCUCCAUCAAGCCUAGAUACAAAUGUUUUCUCAAAGGAUGAUACAAGCCCUACUCCUUACUUGUGGAACGCUGAAGGAGUGGAGAGGAAUAUAUUUUUACUUGAGAAGAUUAAUCUCAUUUUAAGCAAUAGCAGAAGUGGGCAGAGCAGCACUUUCAGUUCAGCAAAUGAGGAGCCACGUAGACUUGUUGAAAACCAGCGGAAAGGAUCACUGUCCAGUGAAAAUGUUCAAGAGCAGACACUGGUUCCCGAUGAGUUGGUUUCUUGCUUAAGUGCUCUAAAUGAAGACUCCAGGCAUAUUAAAUCUUAUUUUCCACAAACACUGGAAGAAUAUUUCAAUAGAAAUAACUGUAAAAUAAAAAUCAAGUUUUUUUAUGACCAUGAGUUACCCAUAUUUGAGUUUUCAAACAUCAGAACUGAAAACAUAACUCAGGAUUUGAAGUUUAUAUUCUUAAGUGGAAUCAAAAAACUUUUGCAUGAGACCUAGCACAUUUCUGGUCUGAUUCAUAGCCAUUAAACUCAUGGGGCAGUUUUCACAAGCAUGAGAAUGUAAAUCUGAUUUCCUAGAUAAAUUCAAACUAAGGAAAUGUUAUCCUGCUUCCUCCAAUGCCCUUUGCAGUCCUAACUAGAUGCUGUAUUUCCCCACUUCUCGUUUUCUUACAGGUAUGAUGUUUCACUCCAGAGAUGGUUGCAUUUUAGUGAUGCAUACAAUGAUUAGCUGUGGGUCAUAAAAUACCAUGGGAUUGUCUGGAAUGGCAAGGCAUUACAUUUAAGAUGAUUUAUGUAUUGAAUGGUAGAGACCUGGAUGCUAUAAGUCACAAAGUUGUUCUCAUAUAAAGGAAUACAGCUAUUUAUUUUUCCACUUUUGU
Gavialis gangeticus (Gharial) is the source of this 3335-nucleotide messenger RNA. RefSeq names its product interleukin 23 receptor (gene IL23R). Gene Ontology annotation, molecular function: protein binding; cytokine receptor activity. Gene Ontology annotation, cellular component: membrane; external side of plasma membrane. Gene Ontology annotation, biological process: cytokine-mediated signaling pathway. NCBI's taxonomy places the organism in Eukaryota, Metazoa, Chordata, Crocodylia, Gavialidae. The record is from RefSeq and is a predicted model, not a curated record.